GGCAACUGACUCCCUCUGGUGGUAAAACCUCAGAUAUUGAUGGGGUACCACCCCACUGGUUGGUUGUUUUUAGUUUCUUUUUCUCAGUUCCUGCCCUCACAGUCUUAACUUUCAUUUCUCUACUGGCUCCCAAGAGGACCAGCACAGUUGGCUGAAUCCUCAGGACUUAGACUCUUGCCUGUGUUUGCUCCUCUCCACAAAUCCUGGGUCUCUUGGUUGGUAUCUGAAGGUGUGAGCCAAUUUUCAACUGCAGAGUUUGGAGGAAUUUAGAAGAAGACACAGUCUUUGCUCUGCAGUGUGAGGAGUCAGGACAGGCAGACACAGGAUCACAGCAACUAUGGCCUCAUCAGUCCUGGAGAUGAUAAAGGAGGAAGUAACCUGUCCUAUCUGUUUGGAGCUCCUGAAGGAACCUGUGAGUGCUGAUUGUAACCACAGCUUCUGCAGAGCCUGCAUCACACUGAAUUAUGAGUCCAACAGAAACACAGACGGGAAGGGCAACUGCCCUGUAUGCCGAGUUCCUUACCCAUUUGGGAAUCUGAGGCCUAAUCUACAUGUGGCCAACAUAGUAGAGAGGCUCAAGGGAUUCAAGUCCAUUCCAGAGGAGGAGCAGAAGGUGAAUAUCUGUGCACAACAUGGAGAGAAACUCCGGCUCUUCUGUAGGAAGGACAUGAUGGUCAUCUGCUGGCUUUGUGAGCGAUCUCAGGAGCACCGUGGUCACCAAACAGCUCUCAUUGAAGAGGUUGACCAAGAAUACAAGGAGAAGCUGCAGGGAGCUCUGUGGAAGCUGAUGAAAAAGGCAAAAAUAUGUGAUGAAUGGCAGGAUGACCUUCAACUGCAGAGAGUUGACUGGGAGAACCAAAUACAGAUCAAUGUAGAAAAUGUUCAGAGACAGUUUAAAGGACUAAGAGACCUCCUGGACUCCAAGGAGAAUGAGGAGCUGCAGAAGCUGAAGAAAGAGAAGAAAGAGGUUAUGGAAAAGCUGGAAGAGUCUGAAAAUGAGCUGGAGGAUCAGACAGAGUUGGUGAGAGACCUCAUCUCAGAUGUGGAACAUCAUUUGGAGCUCUCAACCUUAGAAAUGCUGCAGGAGUCAGUCCUUAAGCCUGCAACAGCCCCAAACUGUCCCCCAAAAGAGAAAAAGAACAUUCCAAGCUCCAGAUCUGAAAGGCAUGCUGCAAGUGUAUCAAGGACUCAUGGAUAUCCAGCAAUACUGGGUUCAUAUGACUCUACAUGCAAGGAACAAUGCAGUCAUUGCCAUUAACAAAGAAAAAAGACAAAUACAGUAUAGAAGUUACAAUACGGUUCCAGUUUCUGAGAUCUACCAUUUGGGUGUCCUGGGAUAUCCAGCUCUUUCCUCAGGGAAGCAUUACUGGGAAGUAGACAUAUCUAGAAGUGAUGCCUGGCUCCUCGGAUUAAAUGACGGAAAGUGUGCUCAACCCCAACUUCACUCAAAGGAAGAAAUGGGCAUCAAAAAAAACCUUCAUUCUCAGAUCAAACAAAAUGUAUUGUUUCAGCCUAAAUGUGGCUACUGGGUUAUAGGGAUGAAGAAUCCGUCUGUAUACAAGGCCUUUGAUGAGUGUUCUAUCACCCACAAUUCCAGUAUCCUGGUCAUCUCUCUGCCUGAUCGUCCCAGUCGUGUCGGAGUUUUCCUGGAUCGGAAAGCUGGCACUCUCUCAUUUUAUGAUGUUUCUAACUGCGGUGCUCUCAUCUAUAGGUUCUAUGACCCUGCCUUCCCUGUUGAAGUCUAUCCAUAUUUUAAUCCUAUGAAAUGUUCAGAGCCAAUGACUAUAUGCGGGCCACCCUCCUAAACCUUCACCUAUAUCUAUAUCUAUAUCUAUCUAUAUCUAUAUCUAUAUCUAUAUCUAUAUCAUCUAUAUCUUUAUACAGUGCCCCCAUGUCUGGUGUAUCUUAUGCAAGAAACCCCUUGCAUCAUUCUAACUUCUUUUUUGUCUUGGGCCUUUUAUUUUAAUGACCUUCACUUCUAACCCCAAACCACUGUAGAUUCAUUUCCUUGAUCCAGUUGCUUGUCUGUUCACAAGAUGAUUACUGUCAUGUAUCAUUUCCCAUAUUCAAAAAAAAAAAAAAUAGUUGUUUCCUCACAAAGUAAAAUAGAUCCUCUGCUAACACCAUCUCUGUAGAAACACAGUCAAAAGAAUGACUCAUGGUGAACAAUGUCUUAGGGACCUGUAAGAGAAGCCCCAGAGAAAAAGAAAGAGGGCCUUUAACCUCAGGGACAUUUUGUUCCCUGGAUUGCUUUGGAUGUGAUUUUGUGCCUCCUGCAAAAAGAACAUCUGCAUUCAAUUUGUAAGAUCUGUUUACUCUUGUUGGAUGUCAGAACAUAGCUAUAGAUCCAAUUCCUGUGCAAGGAUAUACUGAAUGCUGGCCUCAAUGUACAAAUUCUGAAUAUGGACUUGUGCCUUGAUCUCAUUUUUUUCAAGAUAUCAUCUAUAGCAUAGUACCAGACACUUGUGUUUAUAUGGUCUGUCCUGAGACAGUUGUAGGAAAGGUUUGUUAAUAUGUUCUUACUGGUAUGUAUUUCCAUGUUUUUCUGAUUUGGUUCUUCUGAACUCAUCAACCUUCCUGCUUUCUUUUGUACAUUCAUGUUUAAAAGCACAGUGAAACUGAAAUAAAGUUGUCUGCAGCAUCAGGCUGUAGUCCCCCCAUUCUUUAAGGUCUGCAAACCCCAGAUCUUACAGACAGAACUACAUAGGCCCACAACGGUAUGCACACCUUCUUUUUGGUGUUGCCAGAGAUAGAAGCCAGGGAUUCGUGAGUGCUUAUGAGUUGCUCUACCCCUGAGUUACUUGCCUCAGCUCUGUCAGGUCUCCACAGCUGCAUUCUUUCUGAAACUGAAAAAGCUGAGAGAAAGUUCUUCUCCAGUGUGUCUAGCAGUUUAGGAAAUUAUAUGUAGGAGUCUGUCUUUAAGGAAUGGGACUUAGCAGAAGGUCAGUUUAACCACAAUGCUUGUGUUUCAUCAAAAAGUUAAGAAGGAGACAUCUCAAAUGAUAUCCACUAAGACCAUGUGUUUAGAAUACCCAGGUUCUAAUCCUGUCUCUCCACAUAGCAUUACAACCCUGAAUAACAUCAUCUCAAGCCUGUUUGUUUGUUCUUUUCUUUGUUUGUUUCAUUUUUCUUUUUUGUUUUUCAGUUUUGCUAAAAUAGCACACCUAUAUUACACGUCAUUUUAGGAAAAUAAAUUUGAAAUCUUUACAAGGCUCUGAGAGUAAAAGCCCUUUCCUCUGUGAGUGAUGAACUGUGUUCAUUUACUUAGACCCUCUUGGCUGAAGGAAGCAGCCAGCUCUGAGAGAUGAUCAUCUUACUUCACAAAUAUGCUACAGAACAUCUAGGCUGAAACUCAUACAAAUGAGAGGAGACUAUGUUAUUUUUAGUAAGAAAAGAUCAAUAGGUAUAAUGUGUCCAGUGCACACUCUGUAAGUGGGGAUUGUGCUAAUUACUGGGUAGAUGUGCUGUACUGAUGUUCUAUGUGGCACUGAGGAAACUAAGGUAUAGAUCUUCUCAUGUCUGGAUAUUAGAUCCUGGAAGCUGCCGCCAAGAAUAUUCUAAUGUGUUGUGGAUAUAUAUGAUUUUUUUUCUUUUCACACUUACUUUUUGAAAGGAUAUUUGUUUAGCUGUAUUCAUUAUCAAGUAAGUUAAAAUCUAUGAUUUUCCAUUCACAAUAAAUAAUAAUAAUGACAAUGAUACCCAUAACUGAACCUUCUGUUAUGUUGUGAAAUGUAAACAAUAGAAUGUUUCUAGGAACUCAUAUUGCUUCUAGCAGAUAGAAGGUAUCAGAUACUGUAUCUGUUAAGUUUUUUCUACCCUUUGUUGUGACCACAAUAAAGUACCAUUGGAAUGACAAA
Messenger RNA from Mus musculus (house mouse), 3857 nucleotides. RefSeq names its product tripartite motif-containing 30A (gene Trim30a). Gene Ontology annotation, molecular function: ubiquitin protein ligase activity; zinc ion binding. Bases 338 to 1258 code for a protein of 306 amino acids. Lineage: Eukaryota; Metazoa; Chordata; Mammalia; Rodentia; Muridae. Gene Ontology annotation, cellular component: nucleus; cytoplasm. Gene Ontology annotation, biological process: positive regulation of DNA-templated transcription. The record is from RefSeq and is a predicted model, not a curated record. The transcript is spliced from 7 exons.